AGAGAGCGAGGGCGUGGACGCGCGGCCAGGAGAGAGCGGUGCGCGCACGCACGCACGCCGCCUCGGAGUCACGGCGGAGGAAGAAGAAAAAGAAAAAGAAGAGAAAGAGAAAGAGGAAGAGAGGGGAGAGGAGCGGCGAGGAGGAUGAGGAGGAAGAUGGACGCGAUUCCCCCCACGCUGCGCGCGCCUCACUAGGGCAACAUGGGCUGCAUCGGAUCCAGAAGCAUCACAGCCGAUGCGGUGCCGGUGCGGAAAGACGGAGAUCAGCAUGGCCGUGCCGAGUUUUCCUGGGAAGGAAUCAAUCUGUCCAUGGAGGACACCACGUCCAUCCUGCCGAGCCUCAAGAGAAAGUCGGCCAACUCCUACGGCAUCGGCGCCCUGGCUAAGUCGUCUCUGACAGGUGUGUCAGGCGUGACGCGCUCCAUGAAGGACAAGGUGACCAAGCCCACCGCCAUGGCGCGGGGCCGCGUGGCCCACAUGAUCGAGUGGCAGAGUUGGGGCAAGCCCUCGGCGGGGCCGCUGGGGGGCGCCGGCCGCGCCAACCUGCAGCGGGAGAAGGAGCGUCGCAUGGAGAACGACGCCUACAGCGACCUGAGCGACAGCGAGAAGGAGGCGCGCUUCGCCGCCGGCAUCAUGCAGCAGUUCGCCAUCUCCGAGGCCACGCUCUUCGGCUGGACGUCCGUGGACGACGACCCGGUCGCCGACUCCGACCGCGGCAGCGUCGCGCACCUCAGCGACGUCAACCAGGACAGCAUCACCAGCAGAGACCAGGUCCUCCACCACUCGUCUGCGGACGUGUGGCCUCGGACGUACGUGUCGCAGGGCCUCUACUGUUUGUCCUCGACCGACGCCUGGGAGCCGAUCACCAGUCAGCCUUCGGGCGUCGCCUCGCCGGCCGCCGGCUCCUACGUCGUGGCGGCGGGCAGCGGCGCAGGCGCGACGCCGGGCGAGGGCUACGAGUCGACGGUGGGCGGCUUCCUCCAGCAGCACAACCAGCUGCAGCAGCUGCAGCAAUACCAGCAGCAGCAGCUGCUGCACUUCCAGCAGCAGCAGUCGUUGCACAGCGCCUCCCACUCCCUCCAAGUCACGCCCAACAGCACCAUCCACAGCCUGGGCCCGCCCACGCACCCGCGCCUGGCCGACCUGUGGGGGGCGGCGCAGGCGGAGGCGCACCAGGUGGAGAUGGUCGGGCAGCUGAGCGGACGUACGGCAGAAACGGCGGGCGUCGGGGCAGACGCGCUCGGGGAGGCGACGCACGUCGACUCCUUCGGCUACGCGGAACGGCGCGACGAUGAGGACGAUGAGGAGGAGGAGGAGGAGGAGGAACUCGCCAGGGUGGAUUACGUCACACUGACCUCGGAGUCCAAGCCGUGCCCUCUGACCCCGUCGCCGCUGCGGGACGACGCGCCGUCCACGAGAGGUCCCAGCCCGGGGACGCCGGCCGAGAGGAUCGCCUUCGACGUGACGCCGUGCCUGGUCCAGUCGCUGGAGGAGAAGGACGACGACGACCCGGACGAGGGCGGCGGCGUGGUGGUGGCGGCGGCCACCAACUGAGACAAAACGUCCAAAACAACACGAUCAAUACAACAAGUCCAAUAAUCAGUACCGAUGUUAUCCCAGCCCCUCCCCUUUCCGGACAUGUGGAAUAUUAACCAAGCAAAAAAAAAAAAAAAAAAAAAAAAAAAAAAAAAAAAAAGUUUUUGGGGGGACCAAAGACCAACGGACAGGAAGUAGAACCAACAAAAACAUCGCAAUACAAACGCACACAAGAGGCGGGACAAACACGACCUGACGACAACAAGGAAGCGCUUGCUUCAAGUUGCAUCCGUCGUCUGGAACGUCCUGCCAACGCGGCAAAGACUUCAAGCGCACCGCCGCAAUGUUACAAUGUAUACAAUGUAAUAACAUAUCCAAUUGCUUUUUAUAAUAAAAGGGAAAAACAUAAUACAUAACUGUACACAUGUAUUUGUAUGAAUGUUUGUGAGUGGGGAAUAAAGGUUUUAAACAAAGUCGGGCUGCACAAUGAAUCGAAU
Molecule: messenger RNA, 2033 nt
Organism: Phycodurus eques (leafy seadragon)
Lineage: Eukaryota; Metazoa; Chordata; Actinopteri; Syngnathiformes; Syngnathidae
Exons: 10
Coding region: 202-1554 (450 amino acids)
Source: RefSeq, a predicted model, not a curated record